Molecule: messenger RNA, 1129 nt
Organism: Mercenaria mercenaria
Lineage: Eukaryota; Metazoa; Mollusca; Bivalvia; Venerida; Veneridae
Product: mitochondrial inner membrane protease ATP23 homolog
Exons: 6
Coding region: 213-1061 (282 amino acids)
Biological process (GO): mitochondrial protein processing; mitochondrial proton-transporting ATP synthase complex assembly
Cellular component (GO): extrinsic component of mitochondrial inner membrane
Molecular function (GO): metalloendopeptidase activity
Source: RefSeq, a predicted model, not a curated record
UUUUCUAUUUUUGAUAAGAAGACAUGUUAUACUAAAUGACCAUUUAUGGUUUUAGUAUCAUUGAAAUGCUCUGAGGUGCUGAAAAUGAGGUCUGGAUGUUUUGUUAUUAAUAUGAAAUAAAUAAGGAAUUGAAUUUAUAGAAUGUAACCUAUACGAAAACAAUUGGUGGUCUGUACCCAUUCCGAUUGGAGGGUAAAUCAAAUGCAUCCCUCAUGCUCCCAAGCGUUUCAUCACCCAGAUUAUUUACAGAGGACAAAAUGACAGAAAAUAAAGAUACCGGUGACAAAUCUCCUACAGAUGGACAGGAAUACGUGAAAACUUAUGGAAAGACAGCAAACGAUGAUUAUGGUUUCUAUUUUUAUCCAAACAGAAAUCCAGGAAAAAUAGCGGAAGAGAAACCUGGCUUUCUUUCUUCUUUGAAAACUGCAGGACUUUGGGGACUGUGGUCCCAUGAUCCAAAAAAUAAUGUCAAUUGCAGGAUGUUAGUUCGACAAUGUGUAGAGAGAAAUAAAAGAGUACAGAUGAUGAUGAGAGCAUUAAAAACACAUGGCUGCCCAGUAGAUUUAGACAGACAUAUACAUUGUGAGCCGUGUAAGCUGAAGAUAAGUGGUGGAUUUGACUUCUUCACUAACCAGGUGGUAGUGUGUGAAAACAACAUAAAGAAAGAAGCACCAUGCUGUAAUGUACUUUCUCAUGAAAUGCUUCAUGCCUUCGAUAAAUGUCGGGCAAAAUUUGACAUCAAUAAUGUGGAGCAUCUAGCGUGUACAGAGAUUAGAGCAGCUAACCUGUUUCAUUGUUCAUUAACAAGUGCCUAUGUAAAUGGUGAAGCAAAGCCGUGGAAUAUCAAAGAGAGACAUAUGAAUUGUGUUAAACGGAAAGCACUGACUUCAGUAUUACUAGUGAGGAAUAUAACUCCUGAAGAAGCAGAUAAAGUUAUAGAUAAAGUGUUCUCAAGAUGUUAUAAUGACCUUGAACCAUUUGGUAGACGAUUGAGACUGUGGGCACGUGAUGAAGAAAGAAGUUUGUCUGAAGGAAUAUUGUACGGCUAUUUGGAACCUUAGCAGUAUGUCUGUGCUUUUUAGAGGUUUAAGAAAGAUUACAAAAUAAUUAUAAUAAAUAUGGAAAUUAA